AUGUAUUACUCGUUCGUGAACGAGUCGGUUACGUCCGCCCCUAGCGAGAAAGAUCAAUUGAACUCCGCUUACGAGUAUUUGGAAACGAGCAAAGGCUCGUUGGCAAACCUUGCCAACGAUCUGAUCGGAUACGUGAACGUGGAGGAUCCUGAUUCCCCGUAUCCGGAUAUUCAGAUAUUGUUCUCUCAAAUUCAACGGUUGGACACGGGGUCGAUGAAGAUGACGAUGGCUUCUUACAAUACGAACGAUGAGAUCACGCGGAUAAUGCUGGACGAGAUCAAGAGAAGGGAUUUGAUCACUAUUUACAGCUCGUUGAUGAAUCCAAAGAGUCGGGGCGAGAUCAAAUUGAGGAACGCCGAUCCGGCUGAAGAAGUGAAGAUCUAUUCGAAUUAUUACACCGUGGCCGAUGAUUGGAAAAAGAUGAUAAAAGUUUUGCCCAUCGUCAAGAGUUUGUUGAACACUACAGCGUUGAAGAAAUACGGGAUGGAGUUUAAUAUUUACGAUGUCCCCGAAUGUCGCCAUUUUACGCCCGAUACAGAGGAGCGUUACGAAUGCGUGAUCAGACACGUGUCCGCCUCGAAUUAUCACGCGUGUUGCUCGUGCAGAAUGGGACCAGCCAGUGAUCCGAGGACGGUUGUCGAUCACAGGUUAAACGUGCACAAGGUGAAGAAUUUACGGGUGAUCGACGCAUCGAUCAUGCCGAAUAUCAUCAGUGGGAAUAUCCAUGCGCCUACCAUAAUGAUAGCCGAGAAGGGAGCGGAUUUGAUCAAAGAGGAUUGGGGCAUAAAGGUGUGA
Messenger RNA from Apis dorsata (giant honeybee), 795 nucleotides. RefSeq names its product glucose dehydrogenase [FAD, quinone]-like. The transcript has a single exon. Bases 1 to 795 code for a protein of 264 amino acids. The record is from RefSeq and is a predicted model, not a curated record. Lineage: Eukaryota; Metazoa; Arthropoda; Insecta; Hymenoptera; Apidae. Gene Ontology annotation, molecular function: oxidoreductase activity, acting on CH-OH group of donors; flavin adenine dinucleotide binding.